AUGUCUGAUGGGAAUUCCUUGAGUGCUGAACUUCUCACUGUGUUCCAUCUCCCUCAGCUCUCACCAAUCCUACGUCACCCGGCUGUGUCUCUGCUAGUCCUGGUGAGUCGCAAACAUCUCCUGCUACUCCACUUCGGAGCUUCUCCUGAGCUCAGCAGCGAGACGCCGAGCUGCCUGUCGUGCCCAACGGAGGAGAGACGCUUGGAAAAGCCGAGUGGAACCGCAGCUCAGGAGGCCUCCAGCACCAAUGGUUGUGUGAAAGGAAAGGACAGCAGACAGUACGCCCACCACAGAUCCCGCAGCCCCUCACGCGAUGAGGAGUACACGCCACCACCCCCAUCCCGGGGGAAGAAAAAGAAAAAGAAAUCCACACGUAAGAAGAGGAGGAGGUCUCCAUCGUAUAGCCCCUCGCCUGUGAAGAAGAAGAAGAAGAAGAAAAGCUCAAAGAAACGAAAAAGAAACAGGUUAUCUUCAAAGAAGAGAAGACACAGUUCCUCAAGCCCAAAAAGUAAAAGAAAGGAAGAAAGAAAACACAAAAAACACUCUCGUAGCCGGCCACGAAAAUCCCACCGCCACCGCCAUCGCCACUACCACUCUCGCUCAGAGCGCUCCGAGUCCCUCUCCUCUAGCUGCCAAAGCAGGCACAGAGCCAGGUCUCGGGAGGAAGGCCAUAAAGCAAGACGAAGACGCUCCCAGCACUGUUCAAAGAGCACUGAGACGCGAAGCAUGUCUGCAGAGGGUCAAGCCAGCCAAACCCUUCAGAUCUACAGCUUCCUCUCGGCUAAGGAAGUAAUCUCUCAGUCGGGGUCAUCUGCUGACCUCUUUACCAAAACAGACAGCCCGCUUGGCAACCUAGCCAGUCGGAAUGGAGGGGCCCAUGAAUCUGACUCAGGAAACGAUACUUCUUCCCCUCCCUCCACUCAGACGAACUCAGCCAGGCCAAAGGACAGCCAGGAGAAGAGAAGCCUAGCCCACAAUGGCUUUGGCCGGGCCUUCUCACCUGGGAAGCCCAAAUUGGCCAACAGCGAUAACAGCUCUGAUUCGGGAAAUUCCUUCACCAGUUGUUUUUCCCAGAGCAAGGGAACAACUUUGGAAAAUCUCUCUCCGGAUGCCCAGGGACAGGACCAAAGAAGUUUCCUGUCCCCGUGUCUCGCCUGCUCGGAGGCGAAGAAGCAGAGCCCCCUGCAUUCCCCGGACCGCAGCUCCCCACUGAGACCGUGCUCCCGCAGCGGGUCGUACACCAGCACAGGGCGGUCCUCCCGUGGCUCCAGUCGCUCCGCCCACUCCCGCUCAUUGCAUCACCAGGCCACGCCCAGGUACUCCCGAAGCAGCUCCUGCUCCUCAGGGAAAAGGUCCUAUUCAUGUUCCCCCAGCUACUCAUCCAAGUCCUGCAAAAGAAGCCCUGGAAGCAGGAACUCCAGACCGCGUCGGAGCCCCAGUUAUUCCCGCUACAGCCCCAGCAGGGACCGCGCGAGAGAGCACACGUACGGCUCCAGCGAGAAGGAGUCCCAGCGGGAGCGGAACAGGCGGCGGCGAAGGUCCUACUCGCCCAUGAGGAAACGCAGGAGAGAUUCUCCCAGCCACCUGGAAGCUCGCCGCAUCACGAGUGCCCGGAAACGCCCCAUCCCAUACUACAGGCCCAGUCCUUCCUCCUCCAGCAGCGUCAGCAGCUGUUCCUCCUGGUACAGCAGCGUUAGCCGCUCUCCCGGUCGCAGCCGCAGCUACUCCAGCUACAGGAGCAGCCGGAGCAGAAGCUGGAGCAGCAGCAGCGACAGCGGCCGGAGCCGGAGCCGGAGUUCGGGCCCAAGGAGCAGCCGCAGCAGGAGCAAGAGUUACGACUCUGUGGACAGCUAUGACAGCCUGCGGCGCUAG
This is a messenger RNA of Emys orbicularis (European pond turtle), 1872 nucleotides long. It is a transcript of the gene SRRM4, whose product is annotated as serine/arginine repetitive matrix 4. The record is from RefSeq and is a predicted model, not a curated record. Gene Ontology annotation, biological process: mRNA processing; neuron maturation; regulation of RNA splicing. Lineage: Eukaryota; Metazoa; Chordata; Testudines; Emydidae. Gene Ontology annotation, cellular component: nucleus. Gene Ontology annotation, molecular function: mRNA binding.